AUGGACAAAGAAAACAGAAAUAUUUCAUCCAAAGCUGUUGAUGUGAAUAUAUCCAAUAUCUCAGUUCAGGUCAUCAGUGCCCCAGGGAAGUUGCCAGGGAGACGACCACCAAGAAAACCCAUCGCCGGAGCCAAAGCCAAGAAGCAACUCAAGAAGAAAGCUCCCUUUUGGAACGUCCAAAACAAAAUCAUUCUUUUCACAGUAUUUUUAUUCAUCCUAGCGGUCAUAGCCUGGACACUGCUGUGGCUCUACGUCAGUAAGACUGAAAGCAGAGAUGCUUUUUACUUUGCUGGGAUGUUUCGCAUCACCAACAUUGAGUUUCUUCCUGAAUACCGACAGAAGGAGUCCAGGGAAUUUCUGUCAGUGGCGCAGACUGUGCGGCAAGUGAUAAACCUGGUUUAUACAACAUCUGCCUUCUCCGAAUUUUACAAGCAGUCUGUAGUUGCAGAUGUCAGCAGUAACAACAAAGGUGGCCUCCUUGUCCACUUCUGGCUUGUAUUUGUCAUGCCUCAUGCCAAGGGCCACAUCUUCUGUGAGGACUGUGUGGCUGCUAUCUUGAAGGACUCCAUCCAGACAAGCAUCAUAAACCGGACCUCUGUGGGGAGCCUGCAGGGUCUGGCUGUGGACAUGGACUCCGUGGUACUAAAUGCUGGUCUUCGGUCAGAUUACUCUUCAACCAUAGGAUCUGACAAAGGCUGCUCCCAGGACUUCUACGCAGAUCACCUGUCUCUCCGCUACCCUCUGGAGAUUUCAACAACCUCAGGGAGGCUGCGGUGCCACUUCAAGCUGGUGGCCAUAGUGGGCCAUCUGAUCCGACUCUCGAUAGAGUCUGUCCAGAUUGAAGCCGACAGCUGUGUCACUGACUCCCUGACCAUUUAUGACUCUCUCUUGCCAAUCCGGAGCACCAUCUUGUACAGAAUUUGUGAACCUACAAGAACAUUAAAAUCAUUUGUUUCCACAAAUAAUCUCAUGUUGGUGACAUUUAAGUCUCCUCAGGUAUGGAGGCUAUCAGGAAUUCGGGCAUAUUUUGAAGUCAUUCCAGAACAAAAAUGUGAAAACACAGUGUUGGUCAAAGAAAUCACUGGUUUUGAAGGGAAAUUUUCAAGUCCAUAUUACCCAAGCUACUAUCCUCCGAAAUGCAAGUGUACCUGGAAAUUUCAGUCUCCCCUGUCAACUCUUGGCAUAGCACUGAAAUUCCAUAACUAUUCAAUAACCAAGAAGAGUAUGAAAGGCUGUGACCAUGGAUGGUGGGAAAUCAAUGAGCACAUGUACUGCGGCUCCUACAUGGAUCACCAGACGAUUUUCCGCGUGCCCAGUCCUCUGGUUCACGUUCAGCUGCAGUGCAGUUCAAGGCUUUCGGACAAGCCGCUUUUGGUGGAAUAUGGCAGUUACAACAUCAGUCAACCCUGUCCUGUUGGAUCUUUCAGAUGCUCCUCCGGUUUGUGUGUCCCUCAGGCACAGCGAUGUGAUGGAGUAAAUGACUGCUUUGAUGAAAGCGAUGAACUCUUCUGUGUGACUCUUAAACCUGCCUGCAAUGCCAGCUCCUUCAGGCAGCACAGCCCUCUGAUCUGUGACGGCUUCCAGGACUGUGAGGACGGCCAGGAUGAGCAGAACUGCACUCACAGUAUUCCAUGCAAUGACAGAACUUUUAAGUGUGGCAAUGAUGUUUGCAUUAGGAAACAAAAUGCAAAAUGUGAUGGCAACAUGGACUGUCCGGAUAGGACCGAUGAAGAAGGAUGUCGCUGCACCAGCAGUUCCCCCACCCUCCACCGGAUCAUCGGGGGCACCGACACCCAGGAGGGGGGCUGGCCGUGGCAAGUCAGCCUCCACUUCGUUGGAUCUGCCUACUGUGGCGCCUCAGUCAUCUCCAGGGAGUGGCUCCUCUCUGCUGCCCACUGUUUCCAUGGAAGCAGGCUGUCUGAUCCCACACCGUGGACUGCGCACCUUGGCAUGUAUGUGCAGGGGAAUGCCAAGUUCAUCUCCCCAGUGAGAAGAAUUGUGGUCCAUGAAUACUAUAACAGCCAGACCUUUGACUAUGAUAUUGCCUUGCUACAGCUCAGUGUCGCCUGGCCUGAGACCCUGAAGCAGCUCAUCCAGCCAAUAUGCAUUCCUCCUGCCGGCCAGAAAGUGCGCAGUGGAGAGAAGUGCUGGGUGACCGGCUGGGGGCGCAGGCACGAAGCAGACAAUAAAGGCUCCCCUGUUUUGCAGCAAGCAGAGGUAGAACUCAUUGACCAAACCCUCUGUGUUUCCACCUAUGGCAUCAUCACUUCGAGGAUGUUCUGUGCGGGUGUCAUGUCAGGCAAGAAAGAUGCUUGCAGAGGAGAUUCAGGUGGACCUUUAUCCUGUCGAAGAAAGAGUGAUGGAAAAUGGAUUUUGACUGGCAUUGUUAGCUGGGGUCAUGGAUGUGGAAGACCAAACUUUCCUGGUGUUUACACAAGGGUGUCAAACUUUGUUCCCUGGAUUCAUAAAUAUGUCCCUUCUCUUUUGUAA
Budorcas taxicolor (takin) is the source of this 2490-nucleotide messenger RNA. It is a transcript of the gene TMPRSS7, whose product is annotated as transmembrane serine protease 7. Gene Ontology annotation, molecular function: serine-type endopeptidase activity; protein binding. The coding region runs from base 1 to 2490 and encodes 829 amino acids. NCBI's taxonomy places the organism in Eukaryota, Metazoa, Chordata, Mammalia, Artiodactyla, Bovidae. The record is from RefSeq and is a predicted model, not a curated record. The transcript has 18 exons. Gene Ontology annotation, biological process: proteolysis. Gene Ontology annotation, cellular component: plasma membrane.